AUGUCGUCGUCACAGCCCUUCCACCUGUCGUCCCCCAUUACAGGCCCCAGCAGGAAGAAGUCGCGCUUCACAUACCGACACCUGCAGCUGCUAAGCCAGUCGUCGACGAGCUGUCCGCUGCGGGUGAUCGCGCUGAUCGACUACGACGCAUUCUACGCGCAAUGCGAGAUGGUGCGGCUCGGGGUCGCCGAGACGCAGCCUCUCGCGGUGCAGCAGUGGCAGGGCCUGAUCGCCAUCAACUACCCGGCCCGGGCAUUCGGGCUCAGCCGCCACGUGACAGUGACCGACGCCAAGACCAAAUGUCCCGAGCUGGUGGUACAGCAUGUCGCGACGUGGCGCGAGGGCGACGACCGAUGGGCCUACCGCGACGAUGCGGCCCGCCAUAUUCAGACCGACAAAGUGUCGCUGGACCCGUACCGGCUCGAGUCGCGCAAGACGCUGGCGCUGCUGAAGGAGAUCCUGCCCGCACCGCCGGUGCAGAAGGUCGAAAGGGCCAGUAUUGACGAAGUGUUUCUCGAUCUGUCCGCGCAGAUUCAUGGCGUUUUGUUGCAGAGAUACCCGGAGCUGCGGUAUGCCCCGUACGAUGAUCCUACUGAAAGGCUGCCGCUGCCGCCGUCGACCGCGCUGGAUUGGCACGCUGACGCGCUCGUCGAUCUCGAUUCCGCAGAGACGGAGGACGAUGACCCCGAUUGGGAUGAUGUGGUGAUGAACAUCGGUGCGGAGAUCGUCAGGGGCGUGCGUCAAUCUCUCUAUGAGAAACUGAAAUAUACUUGCUCAGCGGGGAUUGCGCGCAACAAGAUGAUGGCCAAGCUGGGCGCUGGGUACAGGAAGCCGAAUCAGCAGACCAUUGUGCGCAAUCGCGCGGUGCAGCAUUUCCUGUCCGGGUUCAAGUUCACCAAGAUUCGCAAUCUGGGCGGGAAAUUGGGUGAUCAUGUCGUCGAGACGUUCGGCACGGAGGAGAUCACGGACCUGCUCGCCACUCCUGUCGAACAGCUGAAGGCGAAGCUGGGUGACGAUACGGGCACGUGGCUCUACGGCAUCAUUCGUGGCGAGGAUAAUAGUGAGGUCAGUUCACGAACGCAGAUCAAGUCGAUGUUAUCGGCCAAAUCGUUCCGGCCGAGCAUCAACACCACAGAACAGGCGAAUAAAUGGUUACGUAUCUUCGUGGCCGAUAUCUAUUCCCGACUCGUUGAGGAGGGUGUGACCGAGAACAAGAGAAGACCCAAAACUAUCACCCUACACCACCGACAAGGCGCGCAGACCCGAUCUAAGCAAUUGCCCAUUCCUCAAGGCAGGAAGAUUGACGAGACGAUUCUGUUCGAGCUCGCAAAGACUCUGCUGGGCCAGAUCAUCGUGGAUGGCAGAGCAUGGCCGUGCGCGAAUCUUUCCCUGAGCGUGGGUGGCUUCGAAGACGGCGUGUCUGGAAAUAAAGGUAUUGACAUGUUUCUUCUCAAGGGUGACGAAGCCAGAGCUGCCAUGGAGCCGCCACCUCGAAGCAACACCGCCACGCCAAACCCUGAGGACACGCGACCGGAGAAACGCCGCAAGCUGGUCGAAGCAACCAGCAUUGCCCGAUUCUUCUCCCGUGGCGACAGCGGAGAGGAGCCAGAGGAGGAACCAAUAGACGAUUUUGCCGACGAACCAAGUGCCCAGGAUGAGGUCGAUACCCACGAGGACCAAACCCACAAGUCUCCGGAUUUGCAGCAGCAAGACAUCGCUGCAUAUUUCUGCCAGAGUUGUCAAAAGUCCAUUGCCGAAACCGACAGAGCUGAACAUGAGGAUUGGCACUUUGCCAGAGAACUUCAAGCUCAAGAGUCCCCUGCUGUCAAGAGCCCGGCAAACAGUCGUCCACCUGGCCAGAUAUCCACCAAACCCAAACGUGGUGGGAUUGGUACACGAGGGCGAGGCUCAAAGCCCGAAAAGGGCCAGAGCCGCCUCGCCUUUGGUUGA
Capronia coronata CBS 617.96 is the source of this 1950-nucleotide messenger RNA. Its product is annotated as DNA polymerase eta subunit. Gene Ontology annotation, molecular function: damaged DNA binding; DNA-directed DNA polymerase activity. The transcript has a single exon. The record is from RefSeq and is a predicted model, not a curated record. Lineage: Eukaryota; Fungi; Ascomycota; Eurotiomycetes; Chaetothyriales; Herpotrichiellaceae. The coding region runs from base 1 to 1950 and encodes 649 amino acids. Gene Ontology annotation, biological process: response to radiation; error-prone translesion synthesis. Gene Ontology annotation, cellular component: nucleus; replication fork; site of double-strand break.